Molecule: messenger RNA, 1346 nt
Organism: Nematolebias whitei (Rio pearlfish)
Lineage: Eukaryota; Metazoa; Chordata; Actinopteri; Cyprinodontiformes; Rivulidae
Gene: irf8
Product: interferon regulatory factor 8
Exons: 9
Coding region: 78-1346 (422 amino acids)
Biological process (GO): immune system process; regulation of transcription by RNA polymerase II
Cellular component (GO): nucleus
Molecular function (GO): protein binding; DNA-binding transcription factor activity, RNA polymerase II-specific; RNA polymerase II cis-regulatory region sequence-specific DNA binding
Source: RefSeq, a predicted model, not a curated record
ACAGGGAGACACGUCCAUCAACAGAACCAGGAGCGCGUCCACCACCCAACUGCACAGCUAAAAAAAUCUGUGUCAAGAUGUCCAACUCUGGAGGUCGCAGGCUGAAGCAGUGGCUGAUGGAGCAGAUCCAGAGCGCGCAGUAUUCAGGGCUGCAGUGGGAGGAUGAAAGUCGAACCAUGUUCCGAAUCCCGUGGAAACAUGCAGGGAAACAGGAUUACAAUCAAGAGGUUGAUGCAUCCAUCUUCAAGGCAUGGGCUGUGUUUAAGGGCAAGUUUAAAGAGGGGGACAAGGCUGAGCCUGCGACCUGGAAGACCAGACUCCGCUGUGCGCUCAACAAAAGUCCUGACUUUGAGGAAGUGAGUGAGAGGUCACAGCUGGACAUCUCUGAGCCCUACAAAGUGUACCGGAUUGUACCCGAAGAAGAGCAGAAGCAUGGGAAAAGUCCAGUGAUGCCCAUGACAGCUGCCACCAGCUCCAAUGAUCUGACGGACAUGGACUGCAGCCCUGCAGAAAUAGAGGAGUUUAUGAAAGAGGAGGAGGGCUGCAGCAUCCAGACAAGUCCAGAGUCUUGGUCCCAGGGUAGCAUCAACGCUUUCCCACUGCAUCAAGAGCCGAUGCCAUCAGGCACCUCCAGUUCAGCUUUUUCUCAGAUGAUGAUCAGUUUUUACUAUGGAGGCAAGCUGAUGCACAACACCCUGGUGACCCACCCUGAGGGCUGCAGGAUUUCCCCACAGCAGCACCCGGGUCGUGGCGCCCUCUAUAAUUCGGACAGCAUGCAGAACGUUCAUUUCCCCCCGGCUGAUCUCAUUGAGUACGACCGGCAGCGCUAUGUCACACGGAAGCUGCUGGGCCACCUGGAGCGAGGGGUGUUGGUGCGGGCGAACCAGGAGGGGAUCUUCAUCAAGCGACUGUGCCAGAGUCGUGUCUUCUGGAGUGGACUCAGCGACGGGAGCUCCCAGUACAGCUCCGUGCCUGGCAAACUUGAGAGGGAUGCUGUGGUCAAGCUAUUUGAUGCUGGAAGGUUUUGUCAAGCUCUGCAGCUGUAUCAGGAGUGUCAGAUCCCGGCCCCUGACCCCACAGUCACUCUGUGUUUUGGAGAGGAGCUCAACGAUCUCAGCAGCGCCAAGAGCAAGCUGAUCAUUGUGCAGAUCACUAUGGUGAACUGCCAACACAUGCUGGAAACGGUGAACACGCGCCGCUCUCAGGCUUACAGCAACAACCCAAACGUGGGGAUGUGCGACGACAUGGCCACCGAGCAGAUGGCCCGGAUCUACCAGGACUUGUGCAGCUACAGCGUUCCCCAGAGGUCAGCCUGCUACAGGGACAACAUGUCCAUCGCCGUCUGA